AUGAUAACAAUACAUGAGAAAUGGCAUCCGAUUCUAGGUGAAAAAAUACCUUUGAUUGAACCCCACGAUUAUGUUAAACUCAGUAAAAUUUUAGCACCUCCAAAAUUGGCAAUUCAUGAAAAGAAUGGAAGCGUUGCUUACGUUCUUCACUAUAUUCGCCAGAAAGUUAAAAUGUGGGGGGCUGAUGUUCUUAAAGCAGAAAAUAUUAAAACUUUGGUCGAAGAAAAUGAUGAUGAUGUUUCUGAUGAGGAGUCGGAAUCUUCUGACUUGGAUUCGAUGGAUGAAGACCAAGUUGUUAGGAAAAAUCAAUUGUCUCGAUUUGAUUGCAUUGCUAGUUUGCUUGCCUCUGUUGAAUGCACUGUAGCUCAAGAUAUCUUUCGAACCUUAUCACAAUUUCCAAUUGCACUCCCCUUGACAAUACCUGAAUUAGACAAAAAAGAAAUGUUUAAAGUGAUGCUUCCUUUGCUUGUUGGUCCAGUUAUCAAAUGGGAAACAAAACCCGGGACAAUCAUUGAAAACCACCUUUUCAAUGAUCAUUUCAAAUUAAUUGUUGCCAUUCGAAUUGGAACAAACUCUCCAGGAAAAAGUGUUAUUCUUAAUCAAUUAAUGACUUCAGAUUCUAUGUUCUCUUCAAGUUGUGAGCCAAGAGCAGAAUAUGGGACUCCACAUAUGAUUAAUGGAAGCAUUGAAUUUACUUGGUUAACCCAAGAAACUUGUGGAGUGAGUCUAUGGAAUGAUGUUUUUGAAAAUUAUUAUAAAGAAGGGGCAAAAGAUAUUGUUUUACUUGCAAAUUUACAUGGUGAUGCUUUAGAUUAUCCAGAUCAAAUUAAAUUUUUAAAGCAACUUCCUUCUAGUUUCUUGGUUUUUUUAAUGCCUGAAUGUACUAAUAAUCAAAUAAAUGAACUUGAGGCUCUAAUUGGUUCCAAAAAAAGAAUAUAUGGCUGGGUGAAUCACAGAAAAACCAUAGACAAAAAGAAAUACAUGAUUGAUACCAAAUUUUUAAUGAAAGACAAGAUGUUAAAAAAAGUGCGCAUGAUGUUUAAAGAAGCCUUAGAUUUUGAUGCUUCAUCAUUCAGUGCUAAUGAACUUGAACUGGGAGGAUCACUUCAAUUGACUGAAGGCAUUGAACUUGACAAGUCUCAACUUUUGGCAGAUUUUGUUAAAGAUAAAACUUGUCGUCACAUUAAACUAGAAGUAAUGCAGCUUCAAAGAAAACCACAUAAUGAAUCCCAAAUUUGGAAAGAUAAUUCCGAAUUGCAACAUUUAAUAUCAUUGUACAUAAACAUUUUAAAACUGCCUCUCAACAAAAGGAUACGAGCUCUAGCACAUCUUGAAAGAGAAGUAUCUAGGCUCUCUAUGAUGGAAUCCUCUGAGGCUCGAAAUCAAGCUGUAUUGAAAAGAGAAGAAUUACAUAAAUCUAGUUUGGUCAAUAGGAAUCAAGAAAAUGAAAUGAAAAUUCGAGAUGAAAUUACAAAAAUUUGGGAAAAAGUUGAUGGCAUGAGUUUAGGUUUGGAGCAUUUUUUUCGUGAAUUGGGGCAAAUCUAUAAGAUUUCUUCUGUCAAUGAUCCAGAAAGUGAAAUUGUUUUAAAGUUACCAGAAUUUUAUGCUCAACUGUUAAUUAGUGGUCACACUAUAGAAUUACUUGAUGGUGAUGCUGGAGCUAUAUCUGAAGCUUGGUUCUCAGCCAUUUGUGGGCAUAUUUCUAUUCUAUAUCCUGGACUUAGAAUUUUUGUAGUCAGCAUACUUGGUUUACAAUCAUCAGGCAA
Molecule: messenger RNA, 1766 nt
Organism: Entrophospora candida
Lineage: Eukaryota; Fungi; Glomeromycota; Glomeromycetes; Entrophosporales; Entrophosporaceae
Source: the annotation of a GenBank genome assembly